AUGUCGGCCUCGAGUAGAGGGAGACAGGCAGCAUGGCCUCUGCUAAAAAGGUCUUCCCAAGUCUGUUCCCAGUGUGCACGAGGGCAAUUCAGGCCAGCCGCUCGCUUCUACUCAGCAGUAGCCGUCCCCGUCGAGACGAGCACGCCGCCGCCCAUUGAACCCGUCAGCACAUCCUCCAUGCCGGCGCCCACGCCAAAGGCUGUCUACCGCAUCAAGUCGGGCAUCAUCCUGUCGCGGCCGCCGAUCCUCACGCAGCCGCAGACGCCGUUCGAGUCGGCCUUCUACCUGUACCAGAAGCGGCUGAACGAGCGGGUGACCGCGCCCUUCUCCAAGAAGUUCUACUUCAAGCGCGACACGGCCGUCGAGCUGGACUGGAAGAUCAAGGUGCGCGAGCGCGGCACCGUCGCCAAGGAGACGGGCGGCUACACGGGCGGCCGGAGCGGCGCCGCCCCCUGGGAGGACGAGGUCCUCGUCGGCAGCGAGCUGGCGGACCCGGACGUCGUGCGCGCCACGCUCGUCCGCGACGCCGAGCUGCGCGUCAGCGAGGACGGCGAGGAGCUGAGCGUCGAGGACCGCGUCCGCGUCGAGCAGCCGCUGCCGAGGGAGACGAAGGCGGACCGCAAGAACGACGUCAGGAGGCUGGACCGCAAGCUCGACCGCACGCUGUACCUGGUGGUCAAGGGCAAGGAUGGCUCGUGGGGCUUCCCGGCCGGAGACAUGAGCACUGAGGAGACGCUGCAUGUGGCCGCAGCAAGAGUCCUCGCCGAAUCGGCAGGCGUGAACAUGAACACCUGGAUGGUUGGCCGUGUCCCGGUCGGCCACGUGGUCAACAAGCCCGUCUACAAGGAGGACGGCACCUCACUGCAGAAGAAGGGAGACAAGAUCUUCCUCCUGAAGGGCAGGAUAAUGGCCGGCCAGGCUGACCUGAAGGAUAACAAGAUGGGACUGGUCGAUUUCAAGUGGCUGACCAAGGAAGAGCUGGAGACGGAGCUGGAUCCCCACUACUACCACAGUGUACGAAAUGCGAUGGUCGGACGGUAG
Phaeoacremonium minimum UCRPA7 is the source of this 1041-nucleotide messenger RNA. Its product is annotated as putative 54s ribosomal protein l17 protein. Gene Ontology annotation, molecular function: structural constituent of ribosome. Lineage: Eukaryota; Fungi; Ascomycota; Sordariomycetes; Togniniales; Togniniaceae. The transcript has 3 exons. The record is from RefSeq and is a predicted model, not a curated record. Bases 1 to 1041 code for a protein of 346 amino acids. Gene Ontology annotation, cellular component: mitochondrial large ribosomal subunit.